AUGAGACCUGAGAACCAGAGCAGUGCAUCCGAGUUCCUCCUCCUGGGGCUCCCCAUCUGGCCAGAGCAGCAGGGCGUGUUCUUUGCCCUGUUCCUGGGCAUGUACCUAACCACGGUGCUGGGGAAUAUGCUCAUCCUCCUGCUCAUCAGGCUGGACUCUCGCCUCCACACCCCCAUGUACUUCUUCCUCAGCCACUUGGCCUUCUCUGACGUCUCCUUUUCAUCUGUCACUGUCCCAAAGAUGUUGAUGAACAUGCAGACUCAAUGCCAAUCUAUCACAUAUACAGGGUGCAUUUCACAGGUGUAUUUCUUUAUAUUCUUUGGUUGCCUUGACAGCUUUCUUCUCGCAGUGAUGUCCUAUGACAGGUAUGUGGCCGUGUGUCACCCUCUCCACUACACCACCCUCAUGAGGGAUGAGUUUUGUGUCAUCCUAGUGGCUGGGUGCUGGUUCGCCUCUUGUGCCCACGCUCUGUUGCACACCCUCCUCGUGGACCGGUUGAUGAUGCCAGAGAACUUCACUUGAGCCAGGGGUGCCCCUACUGAGUUCAUCCUCCUGGGCAUCACAGAUCGCUGGGACCUGCACGUGACCCUCUUCCUGAUCUUCCUGCCCGUCUACCUGGUGAGCCUGCUGGGAAAUGUAGGCAUGGUGCUGCCAGUCUACGUGGCUGCCCAGCUCCACACACCCAUGUACUUCUUCCUGGCCAACCUCUCCCUGCUGGAUGCCUGCUAUUCCUCAGCCAUCGGGCCCAAGAUGCUCGUGGACCAGCUGUUGCCCUGCAUCACCAUCCCUUACGCAGCCUGUGCCCUCCAGAUGUUUUUGUUUACAGGGCUGGCAGAUGCCAAGUGUUGCCUGUGGACAUCCAUGGCCUAUGACCGCGAUGUGGCCAUCGGAAACCCUCUUCUCUACACCACCGCCAUGUCGCGGCGUCUGUGUCUGGUCUUGCUGGCAGCAUCAGGCCUGGGUGGGGCAGUGAGUGCCGUGGUCCACACGACUUUCACCUUCCACCUGAGCUUCUGCGGCUCUCGGGAGGUGAACACCUUCCUCUGCGAUAUCCCUCCACUGCUGGCCAUCUCCUGCAACGACACCAGUCUCAGUGAACUCCUCCUCUUCAUCGUCUGUGGCUUCAUCCAGACAGCCACCGUGUUGGCUAUUGCUGUGUUUGGGUUCAUUGCCAGAGCUGUGAGCGGCAUGCACUUGGCCAAGGGCCGGCGACGAGCAGCCUCUACCUGUGGCUCCCACCUCACAGCCGUGGCCGUGCUUUACGGGACACUCAUUUUCAUGAACCUGUGCCCCAGCUCCAGCUACACCCUGGACACCGACAAGAUAGCAUCUGUGUUCUACACCCUUGUCAUCCCAGCUCUCAACCCGCUCAUCUACAGCCUCUGCAACAAAGAGGUCAGGGAGAUGCUCAGAAGGAACUGGAAGCACUGCUGCUGUCCGAGGCCGGCGCAUGAGUGCGAGGUCCGAGAGGCUGGUUAG
Mesoplodon densirostris (Blainville's beaked whale) is the source of this 1479-nucleotide messenger RNA. RefSeq names its product olfactory receptor 5C1. The record is from RefSeq and is a predicted model, not a curated record. Gene Ontology annotation, biological process: G protein-coupled receptor signaling pathway; sensory perception of smell. Gene Ontology annotation, cellular component: membrane. Gene Ontology annotation, molecular function: odorant binding; olfactory receptor activity; G protein-coupled receptor activity. NCBI's taxonomy places the organism in Eukaryota, Metazoa, Chordata, Mammalia, Artiodactyla, Ziphiidae.